CUUCUUAGAGGGCACCCUUAACCAUCACCUCUUGAAUGAUAUUCAUUCAACUAAUGAAAUUGUAAUAUAAAGGAAGCAUGAUUGAUUCAACUAUAUAUCGAUUUGUUGUUGAAAUAUCGAAUUUUUCAGGAUAUUUUAAUGAUUAAAGGAUGAGAAAUACUCAAAAAAAAUUGGAGGAAGACAGCCAGCGAAAAGCUGUGGAAAACAAGUUUGAAUCGUUGUGCAACACAAUUACUAGUCAAGAGUAUAAUUGGAAUCAAUGCUUGGGAAAUGUACUUAGUCUAAAGAAUGAACUCCUCAAGCAUCCGAUUCCACCCUCAUUAAUGUUGAAACAUACCCUCUGUCAUUCAGAAUUAUAUCGUAGCCAGGCUGACCUAAUGGCUCCUGUGCGUGAGUUGGUCAGGCUAGUGACUGUUUAUAAGCAAUCUUUAGAAGAGAAGAGUAUUGCUCUCAAAAGGAUUGAUGGGGAAAAUGAGAGACGCAAAGUAGAACUUGAUAUCGCAGUUAAAAAGUUGGAGCAAUCUUACAACUAUGAAAAGCAGUGGCGUCGAGAUCAUACAUUGAAUAACUGGGAAAGAGUAUUUUGUAAAGCAGCUUUGAACAGAACUCAUGGUCGAAGAUGGAAGUUUGUUAUCAGUAAAGUAAAGCAAAGAGCAGCACUUGGUCUAUCUGUUUUUAACCCCAUGCUUGAUAGUGUUUCUGAUGAUGAGGAAAUGACUGCUGGCAUUGUAGCACCUCGUUUUACUUAUGGUAGCACAACAAACUCAUCACUAGGAAUGACUAAACGAAGUGGCGUCACAAGUCAUUAUACAACUUCAGCGAAUAGUACUACUAAGCAAAGCAGUGCAGUGCAAAGUAGCCUGUUGAGUUCCAGUCUAAAUGUAGAUACUUCUGGGGAUACAGAAGAUGAGGACACACAGGACACUGAGCCGAUGCCCACAAAACAUAUUCGAUCUUCUCCAACCACUCCCAAAUCACCAGCAUUACCACCAAAGAAAAAGGUGCAAACUAAAGACACUGCAGUAUCUACUGAAGAUAUUGAACAUGAUAAGAUUUUGAAAAUUCAGGUUUUCAAUCCGAUAGGAUUCAAAUUAGCUCACACAGAUAUUUCAUGCAAGUUUACUUUGUUGAAACAGACCAGUACUAGCGAAAUUUUGGACUAUACUGAAGAAGGGAGUUAUGAUGAGAUAUGUUUUCUGUUUGAAGGUGAGCAGUAUAAAACAUUGGGUUAUAAGCGUGGUACUUCACUGGGCGCAAUGCUUGAGGAAGAAGUGUCAGAACAAUUAGAGAUAACAAUACAUCAUGGGGAAGAUAGGAAAAUCUUUGCUAUAUCUACCAUUCCUAUUGAGGAUAUAUCAGAUUCUCAACCAGAAGUAAGGGAGAUGAUAAACCAAGACGAUGUUGUUCCCAAACCAUUCCCGAUAUAUGCUUUGGAGGGUGAUGUCACUGCGCCUUGCGGUUACUUGCCCAUAUUUUGUGUAUGGCAAUUGAAAGUCAGAAAGAAGCGAUACGAUGUGGGGGUUGGUACUGAAGUGGAUGAUAUGCAAAUAGAACUAGUAGAUGAAGACGGUGAGGAUCUUGAUGAUGAAUUGUCUCUAACCAAAGUGUCAUCAACUUCACCAGCCUUAUCCAAGAAGUCUGUUUCAGUGAAGAUUCCAACACCUAAGCCUCCAUCAGAGCCAGCCACUCCUGAGCCUAACGUUGUUAACCAGCCCUCUAAAAAGGAAACAGAUCAGAUGGUAGAUGAAAUUGUUAGAGCAAAUGCUCAGGAGAUGGCUAUAGCUCAUGCUCAAGAGAUCGAAAGGCUUCAGUAUGAAUAUGAGCUAAGGCUUGAAGGAAUGGCAAAAGCUUUGGAAAUGAUGAAGAUAGAUCAGGAAGAAUCUCGAGCUGCAGCGGAAUAUUCUCAAACACCAAUGUCAUUGGUUUCCUGUUUCUCCAAUCAAACUCGACCUAACUCUACAUCAGAUGUCGUUCAAAAGUCAGGCCGUGUAGAUGUACCCUCGAUUGCAACUCAGCAAAGAUCGGUGACAACUCUAAAUGAAGGGAAAAGGAGGAGGCAGAGCAUGAGAAAAAGGGAAGUGCUACCCCGUGAUUUCUUCGAGAGAAUGGAAUAUUUCACACGCAACUCUCUCUCAAGACAACAGGACCUAGUGAUGAGAGUAAGGGAUGAAGUGAGAGCACAUGCUGAAAGCGCCAUGGCAACACAGCACAGGCUAUCACAUCGUGUAACCAGCGCAGACAGUGCUGACAGUGGAAUUAAUGAAGCAACCCAAGAUCUCUCGCUGCCCGCUAUUUUCAUGCCUAAAAAGACAGGCCUUGUAUUCUCUCCAAAAGCUUGCAGAUACUUUCACCCCCCGGGCAGUAAAGAACCCCGGUUAUCUCAAGCUCCCUCUGUAUUUCAACUUCCUCACAUGAGUAAAACACCUGUGCUCAAUUUGUUCGAUCUUUCACAGAAAAACGUCGUCCGGAAUGGACCCGGAUGGCUGUAUAAAACUUGUAAAGAUGUAACCAAGCGUUGAGUUUCUGGUGUUUUAAUUGUUAGCAAGCUCAGUGAUAACUUGUCUGUAGUUAAACUUUGGAUACUUAUCAAGAUUAUUCAGAUUAAUUAUUGAUGAUUAUUAUCGGUUUUACUUAGAUGUAUUUUUCAACCAAAAAAUGUUUAAUCUUAGUUCUUAAAGUUUAGUGGAACCUUGAAUUACAGGUUAAUUUCCUGAUAAUGGUCGCUGUAUGUUCAAGUCUUUGAUGACCUAUAUUUGGGUUUGUUAUUUCGAUUCUGGGUGUCAGGAUAUUCAAAUUUGACAAGUUUUAUAAUUUAUAAAAUACUGUACAUCUUUUUUCCUCUUUUAACCUAUUAAUAUAC
Messenger RNA from Bolinopsis microptera, 2860 nucleotides. RefSeq lists its product as uncharacterized. The transcript has a single exon. The record is from RefSeq and is a predicted model, not a curated record. Lineage: Eukaryota; Metazoa; Ctenophora; Tentaculata; Lobata; Bolinopsidae. The coding region runs from base 150 to 2519 and encodes 789 amino acids.